Ornithorhynchus anatinus (platypus) is the source of this 4035-nucleotide messenger RNA. RefSeq names its product far upstream element binding protein 3 (gene FUBP3). Gene Ontology annotation, biological process: regulation of gene expression. The transcript is spliced from 20 exons. The record is from RefSeq and is a predicted model, not a curated record. Bases 1106 to 2632 code for a protein of 508 amino acids. Gene Ontology annotation, cellular component: nucleus; cytoplasm. Gene Ontology annotation, molecular function: mRNA binding. Lineage: Eukaryota; Metazoa; Chordata; Mammalia; Monotremata; Ornithorhynchidae.
CAGUGUGUUAGAAGAAAGUCUCCACUCUGGCGCUUGAAGAAUCUGUGGGAUCACUGCGUGUCUUUCCAGUGCUCCAGCGGAGGGGAGUCCCGUCCGUCCCCCCCCGCCCCGUUUUCCCGGUCACUGCUCCCGUCAUUUUAAUGUCGACGCUUCCGUAGACAUUUUCCCAGAGCUAUUCAACCGGGUGCUCCACCAGAAAGAAAGUUACCAGGCCAACUGCCGGUCCGCCAACCGGUGCAGGAGCGGGUAUUCUUUUUACCCGGUCUUCGGAGCGGAUCGGUGGCCGGCGGAUAAGCCCGCCACCCCCCGACUCCCUUCCCCGUCAUUUUCGGCUUUGCCGUCGUGGUGCAGGGUACGGUGAGCGGAGCUUUCAGCCGCGGUACCUCAGACAGGGCUCCGAACCACGUUUUUCACUGACUUCUAACAUUUCCGAGGCGAUCACGCGACGCCGGUGCUUUGCGAGACCUCCUUCCGCACCCGUGUUGAGGUCGGGAAGAAUUGUAACCGCCGCCCCAGUGGGCUGUGAUCAUCAGCUGCGGGAGGUCUGAAUUUGAAGUUAAACUCUGUUUUGAAUCGUCGAGAAGACCCUCUUGCUUCUCGAGCCAGUGGUCGAAUCCUUAUUCUUGGACGGCCCCGUUCAAGCGUUAGACCCUAUGAGUAAUACUGGCCUGUGGUGGAUUGUUGGACGUUUACUUACCUCUAGCAGUGAAACCUUCCCCGGAAGCGUUUCCGGCUCUUAAAUUUGCCAUUGACCGGAGCAGUAAUAAGCCCAACGGAGAGAUUGGCCGUGAACGUGUUACGGCGGUAGGCUAACAGCCGAGAGUCGGUCCUGUCUUCGAGGAGAUGACUGGUCUUUAAAAGCGCGCUCACACCAAAAACCGGGGUUCGUGGGCGAUUUUCAGUUUACUGCGUUGGUGUACGUCAGAUUGCUGCUAAAAUUGGAGAUGCAAUUCCUCACUUGAAUAAUUCCACACCACUAGUGGACCCAUCAGUCUAUGGUUAUGGAGUACAAAAGCGGCCCUUGGAUGACGGAGUAGGUAACCAGUUAGGGGCCCUGGUACAUCAAAGGGCAGUAAUAACAGAAGAAUUCAAAGUGCCUGAUAAGAUGGUUGGGUUUAUUAUCGGCAGGGGAGGUGAGCAGAUUUCACGGAUUCAAGCCGAAUCUGGAUGCAAGAUUCAGAUCGCUCCAGACAGUGGUGGGAUGCCAGAGAGGCCCUGUGUGCUUACCGGAACCCCAGAAAGUAUUGAACAAGCCAAACGGCUAUUGGGACAGAUUGUUGACCGCUGUCGGAAUGGGCCUGGCUUCCAUAACGACGUAGAUGGCAACAGCACAAUUCAGGAGAUUCUCAUCCCGGCAUCUAAAGUGGGGCUAGUUAUUGGCAAAGGAGGGGAAACGAUAAAACAGUUGCAGGAGCGGACAGGGGUGAAAAUGAUUAUGAUCCAGGAUGGCCCUUUACCUACUGGAGCAGACAAACCUCUCCGUAUUACCGGAGAGCCUUUUAAAGUACAGCAAGCGAGGGAAAUGGUCCUAGAGAUUAUCCGAGAGAAAGACCAAGCCGACUUCCGAGGUGUACGCAGUGAUUUCAGCUCCCGAAUGGGAGGGGGUAGUAUAGAGGUGUCUGUGCCUAGGUUUGCAGUUGGUAUUGUAAUAGGAAGAAAUGGGGAAAUGAUCAAAAAGAUCCAGAAUGAUGCUGGCGUGAGGAUCCAGUUUAAACCAGAUGAUGGGAUUAGUCCUGAAAGGGUUGCACAAGUCAUGGGGCUUCCUGAUAGAUGUCAACAUGCAGCACAUAUCAUCAAUGAGCUCAUUCUUACCGCACAGGAACGAGAUGGUUUCGGAAGCCUCGCUGUCGCCAGAGGCAGAGGUCGUGGCCGUGGAGAUUGGAGUGUUGGAACGCCUGGGGGGAUGCAGGAGAUAACAUACACCGUCCCCGCAGAUAAAUGUGGCCUGGUCAUAGGCAAAGGGGGCGAGAAUAUCAAAAGUAUAAACCAGCAGUCAGGCGCCCACGUAGAGCUUCAGCGGAACCCACCUCCCAACACCGACCCCAGCGUGCGGAUAUUCACCAUCAGGGGAGUCCCGCAACAGAUCGAGCUCGCCAGACAUCUCAUAGAUGAAAAAGUUGGGGGUACCAGUAUGGGCGCGCCUGGAGGCUUUGGGCAGAGUCCUUUUAACCAAGCACCCGCCACACCUCAUCAAAACACCUUUCCUCCGAGGAGCUCAGGGUGCUUUCCAAACAUUGCUGCUAAAGUGAACGGUAACCCUCACAGCAACCCUGUGAGCGGUCCUCAGGCAUUCAUGACGCAGGGUUGGGGGAAUACCUACCAGACGUGGCAGCAGCCCGGACAGCAGGUCCCAAAUCACAGCGGUGCCCAGGCAGGCCAGGUGGAGUUUGCCAAAGCCUGGGAGGAUUAUUAUAAGAAACUAGGCCAGCAGAGCCAGCAGCAGAACAGCCAGCCCGACUACAGCAAGGCAUGGGAGGAGUAUUACAAGAAACAGAGUCACGCUGCCAAUGCUGCUUCUCAGGCAAGCUCCCAGCCGGACUACACUAUGGCCUGGGCGGAGUAUUACAGACAGCAGGCUGCUUUCUAUGGGCAAACAUUAGGGCAAGCUCAGGCCCACAGUCAGGAGCAGUAGAACAAUGUCCUUGGGGCAGAUUUUUUUUUUUUUUCUUGGAAUCAUUGUGGAAGAAAACCUUUUUGUAACAGAGGUUUCUAGAUUUGCAACAUUUUGAUGAAGACUUUUCUGUUUGUGAAACACUAGUUGUAGGAUAAUCUAUACUGAACUUUUCUAAGAAUCAGGAACAAUUAGUAAUGUACUAAACUUAUGAACAUGCUGGUUAUUAUGGGUUUUGUUUUGGUUUUGUGUUGGUUUUUUUUUUUUUGGUUUUGUUUUUUAUCUGUAUCCAAAUUUGCAGACUCUGGGAUUCUUUUUGGAGAGGUCAGAGAAUUAGAAGCACCAAAAUGCACCCCAGAGCAAUUACAUUUCAAUAUGUGGUUUUUUUGUGUGUUUUUCUCUUCAUUUUCAAUCUUUUCUGUUGCAACAGAAAGAGUGGCUUGGAAGUCUUAGGUGGUAUGUAACAAAUCCUAAAAAAAAUUUUUAAAAAAGCAGUAUUUAAAUAUUCUUAAAUAUGUAAAUUCAUUAAAUGUUUUACUUCUAAUUUCUUGUAUCUUGGCUGUCUUUGAUUUUAUUGCAUUUUAAAAAAAAAUGAACUAUGGUAUGUAUUGUAAUUAAUUAUGUGAAUUCUGUAUUGACAGUUGCUGUUUUGCUGUCAGGCAAGUUAUGGGAGGGGGCAUUUUGUAGGGUUUGUAUAAUUUCUAGAGUUCUAAAGGGGUAAUAUAAAAUAUGUUAAUUUUUUUAGCAAUACAUUUUUUUCAUGUUUCCAUUGCUGGUUGCAUUUGUGUAUCUAAGACCUCCAAGCUUGUUUUAAAAACAAAAAAACCCCUUCCUCUAUGCUCUCAGAAAUAUAAAUACUGUUAUUUUUAAUAUUAAAAUGAAUCUGCUAUUAGUACCUUUAACAAACACUGUGGAACAUUAAACCGUAUAAAAGGUAGUAACUAUUUUUUAAUUCCAGGGUGUUUUUUGCUUUUUUCAUUUUUCUUUUAAAUAUUUUCUUAUCUAAUAUUUGUCAAAUUACCUAGAGAAAUAAAUGAAUCUAGUAUUAACCACAGUAUGCGUUAAAUAAUUUUGAUUUAAUAAAAGGGAUACUAUGAUUUCCAAUGUUUACUGUAGUGUUUCUUGUACAGAUAACAGUGUAUUUUUAAAGGAAAAAAAAAACGGAAUUGAAGCUAUUUUUUCUUGCAUUUUUAAUUGACCUGCGGGACAUUCCGUUUUGAAAUGUACUGAAGUUACUGUUCUUGGUUUUUCUCUUUCCUUUUAUUUUCCUUAUAAUGCUUGAAAUGUCUAACGAUAAAAAAAAAAAGCAAUUGGAUAAUGGUGAGCAUGAUGUUAAAAAAAAAGGUGUUCUUUUUAUUUGACUGACAGUUGCAUUUUACACUCUAUAUAAUAAAAUUUCCACAAGGCGUCUUGUGGGUGAAGUA